Aspergillus campestris IBT 28561 is the source of this 423-nucleotide messenger RNA. RefSeq lists its product as uncharacterized. The transcript is spliced from 3 exons. The record is from RefSeq and is a predicted model, not a curated record. NCBI's taxonomy places the organism in Eukaryota, Fungi, Ascomycota, Eurotiomycetes, Eurotiales, Aspergillaceae. The coding region runs from base 1 to 423 and encodes 140 amino acids.
AUGCAAGCCGUCUGGACACAGCGCUCCUCCGUCACAAGGAGCGACGCGAACAUCGUCGCGAUCGUCUUCGACCUCCCAGAAAACACCGCCGGCAUUCCCAGAUUCCACCUGGAGCCCAUGAAGCUCACCAUCAGAUUCCACACCCGCGACUCCUCCUCCGCCGAGAAGGACCACCUGUACAAGAUCGAGUUCUGGGAGGAGGUCGACGUGGACAACUCGAAACGAAGCAACGACUCGAGCAAACGGGUCACGUUCAUCCUGCGCAAGAAGCAGCGGAAACUUCGCUACUGGCCUCGUCUGACCAAGGAAGAGAAGACUCCGUUCCCGAUCAAGAAGAAUAUCGAGCAUGUUAGUUUUCCCCUUUCUUUUCCUUCUUUUCCUGUGGGAGCAUAUAAUCUGUACUACAGGAUGGAAUCCACUUAA